This is a messenger RNA of Amoebophrya sp. A25, 666 nucleotides long. The record is from the annotation of a GenBank genome assembly. NCBI's taxonomy places the organism in Eukaryota, Dinophyceae, Syndiniales, Amoebophryaceae.
CCACGCUUUCGGUUGCAACCGGGUUCGGUGGUGGCUCGAAAUCGACGUUGUUCACGAUCCUUGGAAAACACCGUGCAGUACCCAUCAAGCAUCUUUCGCAGUACCAUGGUGAGGACGAGUGGGUUCUCAAACCUGGAACCAAAUUGCACGUCAAAUCUGUCAAAAAAGAUGGAAAUGUACACAAAAUCGAGCUGCAAGAGGCUAUGGGAGAACAGGGCGGCCUAUCCUGAAGUGGUAGAUUUCAACUAUGUAUGAAUUUCUAGGUAUUUAAAACAUAAACAUUAUAGUUGAAUCGAGUUGAGUUCUUGAGUGAUUAGUUCGGUAUUUACUCAAUUGGAGGCACAUUUAUCCUAUUAAUAUUUUUUGAUGUAACAUUUUUUAUUGACGUGAUGAUGAAAAAUUAAUAGUGAAGUCAUUAGGGGAUAUUCACAUUGUGUCGCGAUGCAAAACAAAGAAACAGGGAGCAUCCGAGAUACAUGGAUGGGGGCUGAAGGUCGUACUCUAAUUCUUGCGAUUGCCACUUAGUCGUGGCCACAUCUCAAGGUUUUAAUUUCAUUCUGGGCCUUCUCCUUAUAUAAUAUUUGUAGGUCUAAAUAAUUUUGGGAGGAAGAAAAGAAUAAGUAGAAACACAGACAAAAAAAAGAAACGAAUGUGCAAAGAUCAAGC